This is a messenger RNA of Pteropus alecto (black flying fox), 7153 nucleotides long. It is a transcript of the gene ATP2B1, whose product is annotated as ATPase plasma membrane Ca2+ transporting 1. Lineage: Eukaryota; Metazoa; Chordata; Mammalia; Chiroptera; Pteropodidae. The transcript is spliced from 22 exons. Gene Ontology annotation, biological process: calcium ion transmembrane transport; regulation of cytosolic calcium ion concentration. The record is from RefSeq and is a predicted model, not a curated record. Gene Ontology annotation, cellular component: intracellular membrane-bounded organelle; membrane. Bases 473 to 4198 code for a protein of 1241 amino acids. Gene Ontology annotation, molecular function: P-type calcium transporter activity; PDZ domain binding; ATP hydrolysis activity.
CCGCCUCCUCGCAGUGCAGCGUGAGUAGGGAGCCCCGGCUGGUGGACGCCGAGCCUCUCGGCUCCGCGGCCGCCUCAUCCUUGAGGUGCACCCGCACCUCCGCGUGUCUCCCCGAGCCUUGCGAGUUGGCCGCGGACACGCCGGGGACGAGCCCCCGUUCUCUUCGCUUACCACUCUUACUCACCCCCACCCGCUCCUCCUGCAACCUCCCUUUCCUUUCCCCACUAGGAAAAUGGUUCCUGCUGCUGGGCGAGAUGUGUACAUCUCAUGAUUGAUAUGAGGAAACUAAUCAUGGGCCAAAGGUCAAGAUACUUCUCUGGGAAAUGCUGCUGAUGCUGCUUUACGAAGUCAUACAAUGAGCGUUUGGUUUAAGAAAGAUUUUCAUAUUUAAGAGAUUUUCAUCUUGGAAAUACAUCAAGUGAAAAUUAGUGUCUUUUGGGAAACAUUUUCCUCCUAAUAAAUUAUACUUGUGAUGGGCGACAUGGCAAACAACUCAGUUUCAUAUAGUGGAGUAAAAAACUCUUUGAAGGAAGCUAAUCAUGAUGGAGACUUUGGUAUUACGCUCGCAGAACUGCGGGCUCUCAUGGAGCUCAGGUCUACAGAUGCAUUACGAAAAAUACAGGAAAGCUAUGGAGAUGUCUAUGGAAUUUGCACCAGGUUGAAAACAUCUCCAAAUGAAGGUUUAAGUGGAAACCCUGCAGAUAUAGAAAGAAGAGAAGCAGUGUUUGGAAAGAAUUUUAUACCUCCUAAAAAGCCAAAAACCUUUCUUCAAUUAGUAUGGGAAGCAUUACAAGAUGUCACUUUAAUUAUAUUAGAAAUUGCAGCCAUAGUAUCACUGGGCCUUUCUUUUUAUCAACCUCCAGAAGGAGAUAAUGCACUUUGUGGAGAAGUUUCCGUUGGAGAGGAAGAAGGUGAAGGUGAAACAGGCUGGAUUGAAGGAGCUGCGAUCCUCUUGUCAGUAGUGUGUGUGGUGUUAGUAACAGCUUUCAAUGACUGGAGUAAGGAAAAACAGUUUAGAGGUUUGCAGAGUCGAAUUGAACAAGAACAGAAGUUCACAGUCAUCAGGGGUGGUCAGGUCAUUCAGAUACCUGUAGCUGACAUUACUGUUGGAGAUAUUGCGCAAGUGAAAUAUGGUGAUCUUCUUCCAGCUGAUGGCAUACUUAUUCAAGGCAAUGAUCUUAAAAUUGAUGAAAGCUCAUUGACUGGUGAAUCUGAUCAUGUUAAGAAGUCUUUAGAUAAGGAUCCCUUACUUCUAUCAGGUACUCAUGUAAUGGAAGGCUCUGGAAGAAUGGUAGUUACUGCUGUAGGUAUAAAUUCUCAAACUGGAAUUAUCUUUACCUUACUUGGAGCUGGAGGUGAAGAAGAAGAAAAGAAAGAUGAGAAGAAAAAAGAAAAGAAAAAACGGGAGAUCAUUUUUCCGUCUGUGAACUUCCAGCCCUCCUCUCAGUCAAAAGCAGUCCAGGAUAAGAAACAAGAUGGAGCUAUUGAGAAUCGCAACAAAGCAAAAGCCCAAGAUGGUGCAGCCAUGGAAAUGCAGCCUUUGAAGAGUGAAGAAGGUGGAGAUGGUGAUGAAAAAGACAAAAAGAAAGCAAAUUUGCCAAAAAAGGAAAAAUCCGUUUUACAAGGGAAACUUACAAAGCUGGCUGUUCAGAUUGGCAAAGCGGGUUUGUUGAUGUCUGCCAUCACAGUUAUCAUUCUAGUAUUAUAUUUUGUAAUUGAUACAUUCUGGGUUCAGAAGAGGCCAUGGCUUGCUGAGUGCACACCUAUUUACAUACAAUAUUUUGUGAAGUUCUUCAUUAUUGGAGUUACAGUUUUAGUGGUAGCUGUGCCGGAAGGUCUUCCACUUGCAGUCACUAUUUCUCUGGCUUAUUCAGUCAAGAAAAUGAUGAAAGAUAAUAACUUAGUAAGGCAUCUGGAUGCUUGUGAAACCAUGGGAAAUGCUACAGCCAUUUGUUCAGAUAAAACAGGAACGUUGACAAUGAACAGAAUGACAGUUGUUCAAGCUUACAUAAAUGAAAAGCAUUAUAAAAAGAUCCCUGAACCAGAAGCUAUUCCACCAAAUAUCUUGUCCUAUCUUGUAACAGGAAUUUCUGUGAAUUGUGCAUAUACAUCAAAAAUACUGCCACCAGAGAAAGAGGGUGGAUUACCUCGUCAUGUUGGUAAUAAAACUGAAUGUGCCUUGUUGGGAUUUCUUUUGGACUUAAAACGGGAUUAUCAGGAUGUUAGAAAUGAAAUACCGGAAGAAGCACUGUACAAAGUCUACACCUUCAAUUCUGUUAGGAAGUCCAUGAGUACUGUCCUGAAAAAUUCAGAUGGAAGCUAUCGAAUAUUCAGCAAGGGUGCAUCUGAAAUAAUUCUGAAAAAGUGUUUCAAAAUCUUGAGUGCUAAUGGUGAGGCAAAAGUGUUCAGACCAAGGGACCGUGAUGAUAUUGUAAAAACUGUGAUUGAACCGAUGGCAUCAGAAGGCUUGAGAACCAUAUGUCUUGCAUUCAGAGAUUUCCCAGCAGGAGAACCAGAACCAGAGUGGGAUAAUGAAAAUGAUAUUGUCACCGGCCUUACAUGCAUUGCUGUUGUGGGGAUUGAAGAUCCUGUGAGACCUGAGGUACCAGAUGCAAUAAAGAAAUGUCAGCGGGCUGGAAUUACUGUGCGGAUGGUCACUGGUGAUAAUAUUAAUACUGCUCGGGCUAUUGCUACCAAAUGUGGUAUUUUACAUCCUGGGGAAGAUUUCCUGUGCCUUGAAGGUAAAGAUUUCAACAGGAGAAUACGAAAUGAAAAAGGAGAGAUUGAGCAAGAGCGGAUAGACAAGAUUUGGCCAAAGCUUCGAGUACUUGCAAGAUCAUCUCCUACUGACAAACAUACACUGGUUAAAGGUAUAAUUGACAGCACUGUCUCAGAUCAGCGUCAGGUUGUAGCUGUAACGGGUGAUGGUACAAAUGAUGGUCCAGCACUAAAGAAAGCUGACGUUGGAUUUGCAAUGGGCAUCGCUGGAACUGACGUAGCUAAAGAAGCAUCCGAUAUCAUUCUCACAGAUGACAACUUUACAAGCAUUGUUAAAGCAGUUAUGUGGGGACGUAAUGUCUAUGACAGCAUCUCAAAAUUCCUUCAGUUCCAGCUUACCGUUAAUGUAGUAGCAGUGAUUGUUGCUUUCACGGGCGCCUGUAUUACUCAAGAUUCACCGCUUAAGGCUGUGCAGAUGCUGUGGGUAAACCUCAUAAUGGAUACACUCGCUUCCCUGGCUCUGGCAACCGAACCCCCCACUGAAUCUCUCUUGCUUCGGAAACCUUAUGGUAGAAAUAAGCCUCUCAUCUCGCGCACCAUGAUGAAGAAUAUUUUGGGUCAUGCAUUCUAUCAACUUGUAGUAGUCUUUACACUCUUGUUUGCUGGAGAAAAGUUUUUUGAUAUUGAUAGUGGAAGAAACGCUCCUUUGCAUGCUCCUCCUUCGGAACAUUACACUAUUGUUUUUAAUACCUUUGUGCUGAUGCAACUUUUCAACGAAAUAAAUGCCCGGAAAAUUCAUGGUGAAAGAAAUGUGUUUGAAGGAAUCUUUAAUAAUGCCAUCUUCUGCACAAUUGUUUUAGGCACUUUUGUGGUGCAGAUAAUAAUUGUGCAGUUUGGUGGAAAACCUUUCAGUUGUUCAGAACUAUCAAUAGAACAGUGGCUGUGGUCAAUAUUCCUGGGAAUGGGAACGUUACUCUGGGGCCAGCUAAUUUCAACAAUUCCAACUAGCCGUUUAAAAUUCCUGAAAGAAGCUGGUCAUGGAACACAAAAGGAAGAAAUACCUGAGGAAGAGUUAGCAGAGGAUGUGGAGGAGAUUGAUCAUGCUGAAAGGGAGUUACGACGUGGCCAGAUCCUAUGGUUUAGAGGUCUGAACAGAAUCCAAACACAGAUUCGAGUGGUGAAUGCAUUUCGUAGUUCUUUAUAUGAAGGGUUAGAAAAACCGGAAUCAAGAAGUUCGAUUCACAACUUUAUGACACAUCCUGAGUUUAGGAUAGAAGAUUCAGAGCCUCACAUCCCCCUUAUUGAUGACACUGAUGCUGAAGAUGAUGCUCCUACAAAACGUAACUCCAGUCCUCCACCCUCUCCCAACAAAAAUAACAAUGCUGUUGACAGCGGGAUUUACCUUACAAUAGAAAUGAACAAGUCUGCUACCUCUUCAUCCCCAGGAAGCCCACUACACAGUUUGGAAACAUCACUCUGAUUGUAAGCUGAAUGUUAACACACUAGCUGCAUUGUAAAGAAACAAAUUGAAACUGGGUCUCUUCACAUAUUGUGACAGACAAGAUAGUAUUCUUGUCUUUGGACUUCAACAGAAGACACACUUGUACGAAUGUAGAUUUAUUUUUUUAAAAAAAAAAAAAGCAAAGCUUUCUGCCAGACUGAGGGUGCUUUUUGGGGGGUGGGAGAAAUGAACUGACAGAUAAACAGUAACUCAGCAUAAGUUGACCUGUGGAUCAUCUGUAGUACCUGAGAGUGGUCCCGAACAGUAUAUUAGCAGAGCUUUAGUUUAUCUCAAUCCUUGAUGGGAGAGAGGGAGGAGUAAAGCUGGGCAAGCAAAGAGCCCUGGAUCAUUGAAUUGAUACUUUAAUUUCUGCUGUUGGCUGUUAAUAAUUUGGAUUAUUUAUGUUUAUAAAUGAUACAGAUCUGUUUACAAGGUUUGUAGAUACUUUUUUUGUUCCUGUUCAUAGAUGGGAAGCUUCCUUAUAACUGAUGCAGAGAAAAAUUAGUCCUUCAAAUACUGCUGUAUUUUCAGGAAAAAAAAAAAAGGGUGUUUCUAUUGAAACUGUACUAAAUUUUUGCCUACAAUUUAACUUGUUAAAUAUUGUAGAUAAAUUGCUAAUACUAAUAGCCAAAUAGAUAACACUAAUGCUUUGUUUAAAAAAAAAAAAACAAAAACAAAACAAAACAAAAAAACAUGAGCAGUGGUGUUCUAAUGAAGUUAUGGCAUCUGUCCUAAUUAGUUUCUUAAAUAUAUUUACUACUUAAUGGUUUUGAAACAACUGUUUAAUUUUUAAAAUUUUUGAAAACUUGCUAAUAACCUUUUGUUCAGAAUUUAGUAGAUUGUUUAAUGCGGGACAUCAACUGCAUAAUGAAAGAUGCUUGAAAUGCUUUUGUUAUUUCAGGCAAAUCAAAUUAAAUCAAACUAUCAAACUACAAGAGAACCUUAGUCUUUUUUGUUUUUGUCUAAACCUGUUAGUUCAGUGAUGUCUUGGUGAACUGUGAGUGAACUGUAUCGCUUUUUCUAAUCCUUAGAAACCUUCAUACAGCAUGAGGGCUGUUGGCAUUUUGAAAAGGUUAAUAAGUAGAAGCAUACAUGUUUUCCUUUUGUUUUUGAAACUUGUUUGUAAACAUAAAUAAAUCUGCCCUUUUAUUAAAUAAAUUCACAGCAAUUUUUUUUAAAGAAAUUUCCGUUUCUUUACUCAAUUCUGCAUAUAUGGUGCAUCAGUCUGUUCUCUUUCACCACAAUUGGAAUAAAUUUCAAGAUGGUAACAGCCCCAUGAAUUACCACUUUAAUUCCUUGGUGAUAAUCUAAUAGAACCAGAUUAAGAAAACUAUCGCAAUUUCACCAUUUGACAUAUUCUUCAUAGAAUUUAGUUUGUCUAAAAUAGUCUCACAGUUUUAAAAAAAAUAAUGACCACCAUUGUCUUUGAUACACUUAUUUUAAUUCUUAAGUGGCCAAAUAACAGAUUAGUUAAAAUGAGAUUCUAUGAAAAGGUGAAAAGGGUCCUAAAAAUAUAUAUUUAGGUAUAAUAAUUAAUCAUGUGCUAGAAUGCCCAUUUCUAAGUCAGCUGGAUUCUUUAAAUCUUUGUUUCUUUCUUUUGUCUACCUUCUCCCCUUUAUUGCCUCUGUCUUUACCUUUUAGGAACUGGCAUUGUGUUAGGGCCCAGAUUUCACCAGAUAUACAAUCCUCAGGCUGACAUAAAGUUUACGAGGACUACUACAACAUCUGAGAGUGCUGACCCAGCAAAGAAACAGUUAGUUGAUGGUGCUUGAUAUUUUUGGUGGGUAGGGGAAAAUCUGUUUUUCUCCAUCAAUCCUUUGCAGUAAUCUUCUGCAAGUCUUAAAAACACAUCGGCUCUGUCAGCAUUUAUAAUUGUACAUUUAUUCAUCAGGUAUUUAUAGCAAACCAUACUGUAAAAAGAGGUAGCAUGAUAUGCUGGAAAGCAUACUUGGCUAGGAGUCAAGACCUGGUUUCUAGUCUUGGUUUUGCCAUUACGUGCUGCAUGACCUUGGGAAAAUCAUUUACCCUAACCAAGGGUGGUGGACUAAUCUAUCUUGAAGAACCCUUUCAACUCUAAAAAUUGACCCUAUCAACUGGAGAGCCUACAAGGCAUAGGGACUAGAGAAAAGGGAAUGUUUUCAGUUUUCUUUUUUAUUUUGGUUAUGCUUAAAUAUGAAUGUAAUUACCAAAAGAUUUAGAAGUGCAUGUGCUUUGGAGGAUUUGUAUUGAGCUUUUACAGUAUUCAUUUUUCAACUCAAGGCAAUGGCUUUUUACACCAACUCUAAUCCAUAAACGGGUCUUCUGACAUCCAUGAAGUAGUAGCAAGACAUGCUUAGUGUGUAUUUCUCUCUUUGAGACACUGUAAUUUCUACCAGAAAUUUCCAGAGCAUUAUGUAAGUAGAAAAAAAUGCAAGCAAGCUGUUAAAGAUCUUGGAUCCCAUUAUAUAGUAUGUAUAGCUGAAAUCAGCAUCUAUAAUUCAAUCACUUUUUCUCUUUUAUCCUCUAACCAAAAAAUUGUUUAAUUUUGCAUCCCAAAUGUUUUUAAUCUUUGUAUAUUUUUUAAAAAUCCUUUCUCCUCAUCAUUGCCAUUUUUGUGGUUGUAAAUAGACUUACUUGCACUUUGAAGAUGAGUUACUCCUUGUCAUCUUACAAAUAUGUGAUAUGGUAAUUUUCAUAACAGAUGUCAGUUUCGAACCAAGAAAUGGUGAUUUGUUUAUAAGAAAAAAAAAAAAAAAACUGGCUUCAUUUCUGUGAAAUUGCUCUUUGAAAAUUUCUUUUUACACAUGUAAGCCAACUGAGAUACCGUGAUGGUGUUGAUUUCUUUCAAUGAUGCUUACCAUCUAUUUUAGCCACUGAGCCUUUUAUUAUUUGUCUAUUUGUAAAGUUUAUUUGUCUUAACUCAUUUAAUAAAUAUACUGUUUAUCUGUUUCUGAA